AUGGUGAGCGCGACAGUCGCCGCGGACGUCAUUCCUUCGGAGGACAGCGUGCUAAUGUACUCACAGUCGGCCCAGAAUUCGGCGGGUAUCCAGACCCUCCUCGACGCCGAGCGGGAGGCUUCCAAGAUUGUCCAGAAAGCCCGCGAGUUCCGAACCAAGCGAGUGAAGGAAGCCCGCGACGAGGCCAAGAAGGAGAUUGAAGCUUACCGCAACUCCAAGGAGGACGAGUUCAAGAAGUUUGAGUCUGAGCAUACCCAGGGCAACAAGCAGGCCGAGGACGAGGCGAACAAGGAGGCCGAGGGCAAGAUCAAGGAGAUCAAGGAUGCUGGAAAGAAGAGCCAGGAUAAGGUCGUUGCCGAUCUCUUGAAAGCCGUUUUUGAGGUCAAACCAGUCCCUCCAAGCGCCGCAUGA
This is a messenger RNA of Colletotrichum siamense, 411 nucleotides long. RefSeq names its product V-type proton ATPase subunit G (gene vma-10). The record is from RefSeq and is a predicted model, not a curated record. Gene Ontology annotation, biological process: proton transmembrane transport. Lineage: Eukaryota; Fungi; Ascomycota; Sordariomycetes; Glomerellales; Glomerellaceae. Gene Ontology annotation, cellular component: vacuolar proton-transporting V-type ATPase complex. The coding region runs from base 1 to 411 and encodes 136 amino acids. Gene Ontology annotation, molecular function: proton-transporting ATPase activity, rotational mechanism. The transcript is spliced from 5 exons.